AUGACGUCGCCUGUCACUCAUACUGGACGUGUUGGCGAUAACGUGGUCAUCGAGGCUCCGUUCGUGUGCGAUUACGGCUACAACAUCCACAUCGGUAAGAACGUUGUGGUUGGUCGCAAUUGCACCAUCAUCGACACCUGCGAGGUUCGGAUCGGCGACAAUGUCAUUAUUGGACCGAAUGUGUGCAUCUAUACCGGCACAGUAACAACAAACUACCAGCGACGGCAAGGAAGCAGAGGUACACAAUAUGGCAAGCCGAUUGUCAUCGAGGACGACUGCUUCAUCGGUGGCAAUGUGGUGAUCCUUCCUGGGACGAGAAUCGGACGGGGCACUACCGUCGGGGCAAAUUCGCUCGUCACCAAGGAUCUGCCAAGCUUCUGUGUCUGCUUCGGCAGCCCCGCAGUGGUUAGGCGAGGCAUCGCCUCGUAA
Phaeoacremonium minimum UCRPA7 is the source of this 429-nucleotide messenger RNA. RefSeq names its product putative bacterial transferase hexapeptide protein. The record is from RefSeq and is a predicted model, not a curated record. The transcript is spliced from 2 exons. Lineage: Eukaryota; Fungi; Ascomycota; Sordariomycetes; Togniniales; Togniniaceae. Bases 1 to 429 code for a protein of 142 amino acids.